CUGCUACUAAAGACGACGAGUUGGCGGCUUCUGUAGCUGCCGUCGAUCUCAAUGACCAGAAUGCCGAGAAGACCCAGAUCCCACAAGCCAGCACUACGGACACUGCGGACACCGGGGACAGUAUGACUGCUGCCAUAGAGGCUCCAGCUGCUGUACCUCCUCAAGGUGAAGGCGACGAUGAAUUUGGUGAACCCGUCGAUCUUCCACCACUAGAACCCAAGAAGAGGAAAACGAGGAGGAAAAAGCCAGCCUCUCAACGAGGAGCAGUAAGAAUACACUUCUCUCUAUGCCGUGACCUCCAAGACGAGAACUUCACAGGCCUCGAGUCUGACUACCACCUCAGGACAAACCCACUGGCUUCGAGGACUUUUUUGCAGACUCACCCAUGACCCCAGACCAGUACGCCCAAAACAAAGAACUCUACAAUCCAUCCAUACCUUUCGUCGACCGAAUCAUCACCGCAGUAGGCCGCUUCGAACGGACACGCAAACUCACCUCCGAACGUCGCGACGUGCUCUUCAAAUGGCUCGUUUUUGGCGGCGUCGAAAUUGGGCCCAGAGCAUACCAGGGCGCCCCGGACACUGAAAGCCUCGAUAACGCUGAAACCGCCGCGGUUCUCUCCCAAGCCUCGGCCAACAAGGACAAGUACGACGUCUCCUCCCCGACGAGCUUGUACGAUGUCGACUUCCAGGGCGUCAUGCACAGCUUCCUCAGCCGUCGAGCUCGAGCCAUCUACGGCUUCGAUACCCCCGACCAAGUGUCCACACUGACCACAACACUCGAGCGCUUCAUGGACUAUCUCCUCCAGCACGAUGUGUGUCCCGAAUACCACCCCGAAGUCCUCGCCACCCGCAACUUUUGUCGCUCCGUGGGCCCGGAGCUGUGGCACGCCGCCGAGGCCCUACGCCAUCUCCCGGGCGAUUUCAACAUCGCGUGCUCGACCCUGUCUGGGGGCUACUACGCCGAACACUACGACGGGCUCACGGACUGGGAGACGGAACCGGACCCUCAACAGCAGGCCGUCUUCGUGGGGAUGAAGCCCGAAGAGGCCCAACAGGUCAUGUCGUUUGGCGUGGCCGGCGCCGCCGAGGAGUCUGUCUACAAGGCCUACCUGGACGCCGUUAGAACCGGUAGUCCAGUGGCCGUGACCGACGUCGAAGAGAUCGCCGGCUUCGAAAUCACCAGGAUCGUCCCUCCCACACCAGACUGCAAGGCCAUCUACACCCAAACGACGUCCAACUUUCGCCCUGUCGGCCGCGUGUACGCCAAGGCCUGGACGAACCCAGACUCGCAACCCGAAGAUCUCACCGACGAAGAGAAACGAGCUUUGUAUGUGUCAUCGACAAGCCCAAACAACACUGUCAAGCCAAAGGAAUACGUCUUUUUCCUCGAGGAGAUCCUCCAGACCUACCUCCGCGUCGGGACCAAGAUUGAAGCCACAAUCUACAUGUUGAGCUGCGGCAUCAUGUUCUUCGAUAAUGUCGUGAACUUGUUUCCCUCGUUUGACGAAUUUAUCGCUAACGAACUUAUGCUGGAUUGGGUCACACCACGCCCGAGAAAGGGCGCCUUUGACUAUGUCGCAACGGAGGAUGACGACGACGAUGUCGAUGUUGACGGGACAGAAGAGCGUCUGGGUACUACUAGUGAUGGAGGCGUUGGUGGUGGUCAUCAUCAUAAUGACGAUGAUGACAAGGCGGCAGAGUGAUGAGUUUCUCUACUGUCUUGUUGAUAUUGCAUGAUUGCAAGAUCCCUUCAAUGCGUGCCCAAAGUAUUUGCCUACGUACCCACGAUAAGUGCAGACCUACCUACCUCACCUACCUGGUAGGCAGUUGGUUACUUG
This is a messenger RNA of Exophiala oligosperma, 1840 nucleotides long. RefSeq lists its product as uncharacterized. Lineage: Eukaryota; Fungi; Ascomycota; Eurotiomycetes; Chaetothyriales; Herpotrichiellaceae. Bases 386 to 1705 code for a protein of 439 amino acids. The record is from RefSeq and is a predicted model, not a curated record. The transcript is spliced from 2 exons. Gene Ontology annotation, cellular component: ARC complex. Gene Ontology annotation, biological process: regulatory ncRNA-mediated gene silencing.